This is a messenger RNA of Ochlerotatus camptorhynchus, 2178 nucleotides long. RefSeq names its product zwei Ig domain protein zig-8-like. The record is from RefSeq and is a predicted model, not a curated record. Gene Ontology annotation, cellular component: neuron projection membrane. Gene Ontology annotation, biological process: synapse organization. NCBI's taxonomy places the organism in Eukaryota, Metazoa, Arthropoda, Insecta, Diptera, Culicidae. Bases 967 to 1905 code for a protein of 312 amino acids. The transcript is spliced from 8 exons.
CGCGUCACGCCAAAGUGAACCAACGGGCGGAAGCUAACGGGAUGUGUUGAAUGUCAGAAGAAAUUUUAAUUAAAUAAUACUCCGGUGACCACAUCGUCUGCUGGACCUGAUUUACGAUCCGGCACGGGAGGGGGUGGGUGGAUGAAUGGUAUAGUACAAAUAUUUUCAUUUCCGAGUGAGUGUCCCGCGGGGGUCGCGAGGGAAAGUGUGGUGAAACGUUGUCAUGCGACUGUGAGCAUUGGCCGUCUUCGCAAGGAUUAGCACAGCUUUGAGGAGCCGAAGGAUGAUGGAUACAUUUCACGCAAGGCGCACCAGCUGCAAAAUGCAAGUGACAGCCGGAAGUUUUCGAGAGUGAUAAGCGGUGACAGUCCACCCGAGCAGAGUUCAAGGGACGCGGAUAAUACGAUUUAGUAACGAAUAAAAAUAAAUGGAAAGUAUAAAAGUGAAUUUAUGUGAAAAGUGAACGGCGACAGGAAGCGAGAAAAAAAAAUUAGAAUUGAAAAAUCUGCUUGACGUGCGCGUGUGACAUAGAAUCGCUCUGGGGCAUGUUCGACGUUUGAUCACGUUCUCGUGGCGGUGCCGAAAAGGGAAUCCCGAUGUGAUGGGUUAGUGGCAGUUAUUUCGCUCGGAAGUUAUGAAACGUUCAACCGAUUGCUGGAGGCAAUGAAUGAUUGGAUUAACGCCAGGCCAGCGGAAAUAGAAAAGCAUUUUCGGGCGGUUAUGUGUGAAAUAGCGGGAGUACAUUCAAUCCCAUUAGCAGCAACGGCGGUAGUCAGUUGAAAGUGCGGUGCGAGUGAAUCGAAAAAGAAGCCACAUUAUAAAUAAAGGAUUAAAUCCGACUGAGUUUCGAGUGCCAGCCGAAGGGACUGCCGCAGAAAUUUCCCGGUAGCGGAGGUGUUCGAUAGAGCGUUAAGGAUUUAUUGCCGCAGUGUUGCCGCAGAAGGAUUCUCGAAUACAAAGCCAGCAAUGGAUGGUAGCAAACAUGGAUUCAGCAUGAGAGUGGUGCUAUUUUUUGCCAUGUACUUCAAUCUAGGUAUAACAAACACACUGCACUCGGUUGACGAGCACGGUCAGUAUCAUUCGUCCUCAUCGGCCGAGCAGCACCUGCUGGAGCCCCCAGACCAGGUCGACGUUGCCGAGAACGAGAUUUACGACUCGGAUGAAAGCAAUCUGCUCCGGACACCGCUGGACCGGGGGCCGUACUUUGAUUUAUCAGCCUCGAAGAACAUCACGGCCCUGGUCGGAAAAACGGCCUAUCUGAACUGUCGGGUGAAGAACCUGGGCAACAAAACGGUUUCCUGGGUUCGACAUCGAGACAUUCAUCUUCUAACCGUAGGUAGAUUUACAUACACAUCGGACCAAAGGUUCCAGAGUGUGCACAAUGCACAGACGGACGACUGGUCGUUACAGAUCAGAUAUCCUCAGAAGCGGGACACUGGAGUGUACGAGUGCCAGAUAUCGACCACACCCCCCGUUGGACACUCGAUGCACCUCAUAGUGGUAGAGCCCGUCACCAUCGUAGUGGGUGGUCCGGACAUUUACAUCAACACCGGAUCGACGGUGAAUCUGACGUGUGUGGUGCGAAACUCCCCGGAGCCACCGUCCACAAUCAUCUGGACCCACAACAAUCAGGAAAUUAAUUACGACUCAGCCCGCGGCGGUGUGUCAGUGAUAACGGAGAAGGGCGAAACAACCACCUCGUACCUGUUGAUCCAGCGUGCCAAGGGACCGGACUCGGGCAAGUACGUGUGCUCCCCAUCCAACGCCAAUUCGUACUUCAUCAAUGUGCACGUAUUGAAUGGUGAACAUCCGGAGCCGAUGCAACACGGCGGCCAGCUGAGGAUAGGUGACCCACUGCACGUGUUCGUCUUUGUAAUCAUCACGCUGCUGCUGGGUGGCCGAUGAAGGAGGUGAUCGUCGCUACAGUCAGCCGAGAGCAGCACCAGCAGCAUCCAACCGGAAAGGAAAAUCGAUUUCGAGUGCGACAAAACCGGAACAAUACAAGUGGCACAUCGGCACAUAUAAUGGGACCCCCCUUCCGUUAUGCUUCAAUGAGAUCCUGGAGUAACAUCGAUUAAAUCUAGAGUCGACGGGACGACGUGACGUUUAGAGUGCAGCUGCCAGGGAACAAGUGGGGGACGGUGGGAAUUAAAGAUACUGAAUGUGCGAUGUUUGCUU